AUGAGCCAGGCGGAUGUGUCGACUUGCUCCGCGCCGCAGAGGGUUUUCCAGGAGGCGGUGAAGAAGGGCAACACCAAGGAGCUGCACUCUUUGCUGCAGAACAUGACAAACUGCGAGUUCAACGUCAACUCCUUCGGGCCGGAGGGACAGACGGCCCUGCACCAGUCCGUCAUUGACGGCAACCUGGAGCUGGUAAAACUGCUGGUGAAGUUUGGCGCAGAUAUCCGGCUGGCCAACAGGGAAGGGUGGAGCGCUUUACACAUCGCCGCCUUCGGGGGCCACCAAGACAUUGUGCUAUACCUCAUCACCAAGGCCAAGUACUCCUCUGGCGCCCGGUGAUCUGUCUCUGCUGUCAGGUUCUCGUCCAGGCAGCACCAGGUGAUCUGGCCUGGUACGGAAGGUCACCGCUGUGAUGUCACCUCCUCUUCCUAUCCGGAUAUUCCCAGCGUUCUGCUGCCAGCAGCCGGGAACUCUGGGAACUGAGAGCAGGAAGCCUGGCUCCUUCGCAGGAGGGAGAGAGAGGAUAUGUAAGGCCUAGCGCUGAGGUUAUGUGGUCAUUCUGCAGCACUGAAUGACUCAUCAUUUGCUGUGUGAAUACAUGAGAAUGUGGAUCUGACUGAGACUGAGAGAACUAUAUGAGGAGCAUCUGUAACUGGAGCAACGUCGCCCCCUUCUGACGGUAAUCCUCAAUCUAGAAAGCUAUGUGCAUGACAGAACUGCUUCUAAUGUCGUCUUAAAAGUGGCAUUAUGUCCUUUAUUGUUUGGAAUCCCAAUCCACUGCUGUAUGUGUAAAAUAAAUAUGAAGAGCUUUGAACCUUAA
Amphiprion ocellaris (clown anemonefish) is the source of this 820-nucleotide messenger RNA. RefSeq names its product NOTCH regulated ankyrin repeat protein a (gene nrarpa). Gene Ontology annotation, molecular function: phosphatase regulator activity; protein binding; enzyme inhibitor activity. Bases 1 to 339 code for a protein of 112 amino acids. Lineage: Eukaryota; Metazoa; Chordata; Actinopteri; Pomacentridae. Gene Ontology annotation, cellular component: cytoplasm. The record is from RefSeq and is a predicted model, not a curated record. The transcript is spliced from 2 exons.